GACGUUUGCCUGUGAUCACGACUGCGUCGAUGUGCUCCGUUUUCCUACUCCUACCCCACGCUUUCCAUUCCGCAAGUCGCAACAAAAGGAAAACGCAGUUGUGAAUCAUUUAUUCUAGCAGGCCUGAGAUCAGUUUUUCCUUUACAAAACCCAGAAUCAAUUAAGAGAAAUAAGCGAUUUGCCGAAUUCGAGGAAACACGACGCAAAAGUUUCGAACGUCGGUUCCGAAAUAGAAAUAACACUCAAUCUUUUGCGUUGUAAUUUAUACAAUGCUCUCUACUUGAAAAGUCUACUCGGGAUCCUGCUAUUCUCUUGCAUCAGCUAUGCAGCAGUGGGAUUUAUAUUAGAAGAUCUGGAUUCUGACGAAACAACUCUGACUGUAGCAAGAUGCCUUUCACAAAUCAGUGGGCUAUGGCCAAUAAUCCUUGUCUUGACGCUAAUGCAUCGCUUGGAAUAGACGAGGCGUGUUUCAGCAUUCUGAACGAAUACAAUACAUCUGUUACAUUUUAUUCUCGAUCGUCAGAGUGUCACAUGUGCGAUGGUGCACCACAGGCAACUUUACCACCAGGAGAAAACACCACGUUAGUUGUAUCAACGAAAUAUCCUCUGUAUAUGUUUUAUGAAGCCACUUACAGAUAUUGCCACCAAACAUACAAUUUUAAGGAGCAUGGAAGUUAUGGAUGGAAUAUUUCUGAGAAGGAGCGGUGCUCGGAUAUCUACACGAUUCGUGAACCGAUAAAUGGCUAUCUUCCAAUAUUUGCAGCUUUUAUGGUGUACGUUUUGUUAUCGAUUUUAUUUGCCACCGCCAAGGUUAUUAUACGUGUAGUAAAGGGAAAAUUGUCUCCAGAUAACAUACGCGAUGAUUUGGACGAACUUCAAGAAACAGAGACGUCAACUCCAAUAGUUAGGACAAGCAGAUCUAGUACGAGGAUACGUUCACUUGAUACGUUCCGAGGAAUUGCUAUAUUAUUGAUGAUAUUUGUCAAUAACGGCGGUGGCAAAUACGUGUUCUUCAAUCACAGUGCAUGGAACGGUCUAACAGUGGCCGACUUAGUAUUACCUUGGUUUGCAUGGAUUAUGGGAUUAUCGAUUACUAUAUCAAAACGAUCGGAGCUUCGUGUCUCGAACUCUCGCGGGAAGAUCAUUUUGCGUUGUCUGCAGCGCGCACUUAUUCUUGUACUUCUCGGAUUGAUGCUCAACUCAAUGCAUGCAAAGUCACUAAAGGAUCUUCGAUUUCCGGGUGUCCUCCAGUUGUUGGCCGUUUCGUAUUUUGUAUGCGCCACUAUUGAGACUAUAUUUAUGAGGACGCAUUCUCAGGACGACGUGUUACAGUUCGGACGAUUUUCAAUCCUACGAGAUAUCUUGAACAAUUGGGUGCAAUGGUUGAUCAUUUUAGCGAUUAUGGUGACACAUAUUUUAAUCACAUUUUUGCUGCCUGUCCCGAAUUGCCCGACAGGAUACUUGGGACCUGGUGGUGCUUCUCAUUAUGGAAAGUUCCCGAACUGUACUGGAGGUGCAGCCGGUCACAUUGACAGACUCGUGUUUGGCAGUCAUAUGUACUCUAAGACACAAAAUCCUGUGUACGGUACUAUUUUGCCUCAUGAUCCUGAAGGUAUAAUGAAUACUAUUUCUAUAAUACUUGUCGUAUACAUGGGUGUCCACGCUGGAAAGAUUUUAUUGCUCUACUACCAAUGCAAUGCUAGAGUAAUACGAUGGUUGCUAUGGGCAUCCAUCACCGGUCUUGUUGCUGGAGGAUUAUGUCACUUUGAUAAAGAAACUGGAGCAAUACCGGUCAGCAAGAAAAUGAUGUCACUCUCAUUUGUUUUGACAGUAUCCUGUUUUGCAUUUUUAUUAUAUGCAAUAUUACAUUUCUUUGUUGAUUAUAAACAAUAUUGGAGUGGUGCACCAUUUAUAUAUGCAGGUUUGAAUCCAAUUACUCUAUAUGUUGGUCAUACUCUUACUAUGGGCUUGUUUCCAUGGGCUUGGAAACUGUCGCAUGCUACGCAUUGGUCAAUCCUCGCUAUGAAUUUGUGGACCACAGUUUUAUGGGGUGUUAUCGCAUAUUGGUUGUAUUUAAAGGACGUUAUUAUAUCCGUUUAAAAUUGUUGAUGAUAUUAACGAUUUUAUCAUGACGAUUUUAUCGUCAUAAUCCCAUGUAAAGAGCCGUAACUAAGCAGAGGUACAGGCUUAUGUCUCAGAACGAAGAAGAGAUCGUGAGAUAAAACUUCAAAAUAUUCAUCAAAAAUAUUAAAACAUUUUUAAUUUUGCCAUCAUGCUCUCAAAUUUGAAGUCUCGCUCAAUAUUUUACAAUCUCGUGGCCUUGAAUUAAUUGAAUUAUAUCUAAAUAUCAACUUUGUUCUCCGAAUAUUUCUCUUCCCGUUUCUAUUGCUUUGUAUAACAGAUAUCUUAGCAAAUUUGAGCAAAAAACUAAGAAUUAUCGAAGAUCGAUUUUUGGUCAAGAAUGAUUAUCCAAUCUUUAAAAUUUAAAUUGAAUAUAAUGUCGUUAAUUUAAUUUAUCAACCAAAUAGAUAUUAAUUAUGAUAUAAUUAAAGAAUUUAUUAAAAUAACCA
Messenger RNA from Monomorium pharaonis (pharaoh ant), 2570 nucleotides. RefSeq names its product heparan-alpha-glucosaminide N-acetyltransferase. NCBI's taxonomy places the organism in Eukaryota, Metazoa, Arthropoda, Insecta, Hymenoptera, Formicidae. Bases 388 to 2100 code for a protein of 570 amino acids. The transcript is spliced from 12 exons. The record is from RefSeq and is a predicted model, not a curated record.